AUUAUGCCCGACGUAACUCUCUUUCUUCUGCCUUUCCCAGCGUUGAACCUACACACCUCUUCCUUUUACUGCUGUAUGAAAUGCGUACUUGUAAAAUCUGCAACACUCCUUUCUCAAGGCGUAAAUACAAAAGCCAUGUCUCGAAGUGCUAUAAUCGUGCACGGCAAUUUGUUAUUCAAGAUCAAGCGAGGGAAGAAGGUCACCAGAGCGACAGUGAUCAAAGUGUUUCAGAAGUUAGCGACGCGUCAGAUCAAACUGAAAUCAUGGACACUGUCAUAGACGAUGAUUUCGAUUAUGGUGACGACUGUGUUAGUGAAAUUGAGAGCAGCAGCAACAGCAGCAGCAGUGACAGCGGUAGCAUGGCAAGCAAUGAGACAAGAAGUACAGCCAGCGUCACGUCUGAAUGGUCCGACGAAGAAACCUCUAAGCAGAAUGAUAGGUCGCCUGUAUUGCUCCCUGUUUUUUACGAGCCUGGUCAGCCAAAUGUCUAUACGGUCACCGAUAAUUUUCUGUUGUUGAACGAUAAAGUGUCGAAGCGAAGCCUUGAACUUUACAAAAUUAACAAACAAAGAAACGUCUCAAGGCAAGCGCAUCGUGAACACACUGAGUUCAUUAACAAGAUUUUCAAGGAGGAGGGGCUGGUAAGUGUUUUUAGAUUAGUCAGUAGAGACCUAAUGAAGAGGGAUAGGGCUGAUUUCUUUAUAAUUCAUUCAUUUCAUAAAGUCCUCGUCGCUUACAAAACAGAACAAGUCUUGCUAAAAGCGUUCCCUGUCAAGCCAAGGAACUAUGAUGUGUGCAUCAAUGGAUGUCGACUUCUUAUGGACGAUGCAGAAAGCUGCCAGAAAUGUGGAAAGCCACGCUAUGUGAUUCGGGCACCGGGAAGCAUUAGGAAGCCGCAGUGCACGAUGAAAUACCUGUCUAUCCAAGAUCAACUCGCGGCUUUACUUGCGCGGCCAGAGUCAAGGGAUCAAUUACGUGGUUUGACAAGCCUCCCUGAAAAUGAUUCAGCAGAAUUGGAAGGCUACUUUGAUGGCAAAGCUUGGAAAGAAAAACAUAAGCAUCUCUUUACUGGACCACACGACAUCGCACUUUGCCUUUAUGUCGACAGCUUCACGCCGUUCAAACGCACAAAAAUCUCAUUGACAAGAGUCUUCAUAAAAUUUCAUAGUUAUUCAUUAGCGAGCGUUACAGAUUAUAUCAUACAGAGCUUUCAUAGUUAUUCAUUACACCAAGAGUAUUUAUUAAGUUCCAUGGAUGUUCAUGAAGAUCGCUCAUAGAUCUUCAUGUGCAGAAAGCCAUGAAACGUAAUGACACGAUUUUUUUUAGAAGUUUUCAUGAUAUUUCAUGGGUAUCCAGGAACGCGUCCUAGGAUAUCAUGAAUUCUCAUAUUUUAUCAGAUGCGAGUUGGCCGUGGUGUGAUAAACGUAGGUAGAAAGAAGUUGACGAUAUGAAAAUUAUAUAUUAAAGUAUAUUGUUAUCGAGGAGCGUUUACUGUAUGAGAAGUGCUACGCGUACGAGUUUUUUUUCUUACGCGUACGAGUUUUUCUGAGCGGGUUUUCAAAGUGGUUGUGUUGUGAAACCUUGUAUAGCCAAUCCGAUUGCCGUCUUGCAUGUAUGAGUUUUUUGCUAAAGGAACUGAACAGCAUAUGCUAUCCAUCAAUCUUCCGUUUUUUUGGAUGGUCUUGUCAAAAUAAAUAGCUAUUG
Messenger RNA from Zychaea mexicana, 1704 nucleotides. RefSeq lists its product as uncharacterized. The transcript has a single exon. Bases 81 to 1277 code for a protein of 398 amino acids. Lineage: Eukaryota; Fungi; Mucoromycota; Mucoromycetes; Mucorales; Lichtheimiaceae. The record is from RefSeq and is a predicted model, not a curated record.